Molecule: messenger RNA, 776 nt
Organism: Uloborus diversus
Lineage: Eukaryota; Metazoa; Arthropoda; Arachnida; Araneae; Uloboridae
Exons: 3
Coding region: 286-687 (133 amino acids)
Source: RefSeq, a predicted model, not a curated record
GCAGGCCAGGCAAAACAAAUUGCCGUCAUGGUUUGUGUUGUAUCGCUUUUUGCUUGAUAUUUUCGAAUAAUUUAUUAUUUUAUAGUUUGUUUAUCGAAUUAAUUCAAACAGAACUAAGGCAGUUUUGAAAACUGAUCUUUCAUUUUUUUUAGACAAAAUGUGUUUAAGUUUUAUUGUUUGACUUAUUCUUUUCACGUUCAGUUUUAGCUGAAAAAGAAAAGAAAUAUUUUUUUUUGUAAUAUAUUCUAGUAAUUUUUUAUUCGAUUUUUCAAUACCUCUCGUAAAAUGUCUAAACGAAAUAUAUCAUUUACUAAACCUCCGGAACCGGAUUUUAUUAAAAAGAUGAAAGAUGCUAUUGGAUAUCAAGAACCAGCUACCGUUGAAACAAAGAGAGAAAUGCCUUCAUUUGAUGAAAAUAUGGAAGAAAGGGAAGAUGAAAAACCUGUUGUGGUUGUCUUGAAGCCUGGAGAUCUUACGGAAGAAGAACUCAAAGACCUAGAACUGAUGCGGGGUAAGAAGAUAAAAUUCUCUAAACCUACUAAAAAGGACAACGAAGAAAAAAAUUCGUUAGACUUUACUUCGAAAAAGAAGGAAGAGCUAAGUAAGAAAAUAGAUGCUGCAAAAGAGAAGACAAAAAGAGUGAAAAAUUCUAGUCUGUUGUCUUUUGAUGAAGACGAAGAUUAUUAAAAUCAUUACAUUCAUAAAUGUUUGAACUGUAAAUCCAUUUCUGAUUCAUAACAUUGAAUAAUCUUUUCAUAAUCAUUAUUAAAGUUUUG